ACCACAGCUGCGCGACACAGCCCAGCGGCGAACGAAAAAACAAACCCGGUCGUCAUGUCCAAGGAAGCGGUCCGCAUGGGCAAGGUCUUCUCGGUGUCCGGCCCCGUUGUGAUCGCCAACGAGAUGUCCGGCUCCAAGAUGUACGAGCUCGUCCGCGUCGGCCACACGCAGCUCGUCGGCGAGAUUAUCCGGCUCGAGUAUGACAAGGCGACGAUCCAGGUCUACGAGGAGACGUCAGGCCUGACGGUGGGCGACCCGGUCGUGUGCACCGCGCAGCCGCUCUCGCUGCAGCUCGGGCCGGGCGUGAUGGGCCGCAUCUACGACGGCAUCCAGCGGCCGCUCGAGAAGAUCGCCGAGCUCACCAACUCAAUCUACAUCCCGCGCGGCGUCUCGACGACCGCGCUCAACGCGGGCGACGUCUGGUCCUUCGUGCCCAAGAACGUCAAGGUGGGCGACGCCAUCACGGGCGGCGACAUCUACGGCGAGGUGCCGGAGAACAACAUCAUCACCCACCAGCUGAUGGUGCCGCCCGGCACGAUGGGCACCGUCAAGUACAUUGCGCCCAAGGGCAGCUACACAAUUGAGGACGUGAUGAUCAAGGUCGAGUUCGAGGGCAAGACGACCUCGCACAAGAUGCAGCACUUCUGGCCGGUGCGCACGCCGCGCCCGACGGCCGAGAAGCUGCAGGGCGACCAGCCGCUCCUCACCGGCCAGCGCAUCAUCGACGCUCUCUUCCCGUCCGUGCUCGGCGGCACGUGCGCCGUGCCUGGUGCCUUUGGGUGCGGCAAGACGGUCAUCUCGCAGGCGCUGUCAAAGUACUCAAACACGGACUGCAUCAUCUACGUCGGCUGCGGCGAGCGCGGUAACGAGAUGGCCGAGGUGCUCAAGGACUUCCCCGAGCUCACCAUGGAGAUCAACGGCAAGACCGAGUCGAUCAUGAAGCGGACGACGCUCGUCGCCAACACGUCAAACAUGCCCGUCGCGGCGCGCGAGGCGUCCAUCUACACGGGCAUCACGCUCGCCGAGUACAUGCGCGACAUGGGCCUCAACGUCGCGAUGAUGGCCGACUCCUCCUCGCGCUGGGCCGAGGCGCUCCGCGAGAUCUCCGGCCGCCUCGCCGAGAUGCCGGCCGACAGCGGCUACCCCGCCUACCUCGGCGCACGGCUCGCCUCCUUCUACGAGCGGUCGGGCAAGGCGACCAUGCUGGGCUCGCCCGAGCGCGCCGGCUCCAUCUCGAUCGUGGGCGCCGUCUCGCCGCCCGGCGGCGACUUUUCGGACCCCGUCUGCUCCGCCACGCUCGGCAUCGUCCAGGUCUUUUGGGGCCUCGACAAGAAGCUGGCGCAGCGCAAGCACUUCCCGUCGGUCAACUGGCUCAUCUCGUACUCAAAGUACCUGCGCUCGCUCGACCCGUGGUACGAGGCCAACUUCCCCGAGUUCCCGCCCAUGCGCACGUGCGUCCGCGAGCUGCUCCAGUCCGAGGACGACCUCACCGAGAUCGUGCAGCUCGUCGGCAAGGACUCGCUCGCGGAGUCGGACAAGCUCAUCCUCGAGGUGGCCAAGAUCAUCCGCGACGACUACCUCGCGCAGAACGGCUUCUCGGAGCACGACAAGACGUGCCCCUUCUACAAGUCCGUCUGGAUGAUGAAGAACAUCGUCGACUUUUACAAGCUCUCCCACAAGGCGAUCGAGAACUCGACCGCCGACAACAAGGUGACGUGGCUCCGCCUCAAGUCGGCGAUGGGCGACACCAUCUACAAGAUCACCGCCCAAAAGUUCCAGCUGCCGAGCGACGGCAAGGAGACGCUCGUCAAGCACUUCCAGGCGCUCAACGACGAGAUCUUCACCGCCUUCCGCUCGCUCGAGGACUGAGCGGCUUUUCGCGGCGCAGCGCGAGGCGGAGAGAGCGGUGCGCCGGUCGCUAUUAGUCUCCUCGGUACGUCUAGAGGUUGUACAAAAGGCCUUGUUGUUGCUGGUUUAUUCACCCGCGAAAACCCGCCACCCCCGCGCGACGACCGACGUCCGUGGAGCGUGGUCCCCGAGUCGAGCUCUGGCCCGCCAGUUUUUGCGGAUUGUGCGCGCACGCCCGCCGACAGCAACGACCACAGCGCAGCUCCAGCUGUGGCCUCUCCCCGAGUCCCCGCUCCUGUCCCCCCUGUAUCUCGACUAGAUCGUGUAUGCUGUAUCCGUGUAUGUGGGAUAUCGAGAGCUGGAGCACCUGGCCGCUGCGGCCUGCGCGCUGGAGCGAGGAGCGCUCGUCACUCGUUACCAAAGUGCUAGUGGUAUACAAUACCCCAGCUUUCACUGGCCUGCUCGCUCGUCGGGCCGCACGCCGCCCCCCGCGCUCUGGGGCCACUGCCGGCUGUGUCUCUCCUCUCCUCUCUCUGAUUUGGUUCCUGCUGCUGGGGCACCGCCUCGCGCGCCUCCCCUCCUCCCGCGCACGACUCCUUCCUACGCUACGGCAGUGCGGCCGGCGGCCGGCCGUCAGAGUAGCACGACCCGCCCCUCGUC
Emiliania huxleyi CCMP1516 is the source of this 2508-nucleotide messenger RNA. It is a transcript of the gene ATPVA, whose product is annotated as vacuolar proton-ATPase A-subunit. Lineage: Eukaryota; Haptophyta; Isochrysidales; Noelaerhabdaceae. The record is from RefSeq and is a predicted model, not a curated record. The transcript is spliced from 2 exons. Gene Ontology annotation, cellular component: proton-transporting V-type ATPase, V1 domain. Gene Ontology annotation, biological process: ATP metabolic process; proton transmembrane transport. Bases 55 to 1869 code for a protein of 604 amino acids. Gene Ontology annotation, molecular function: ATP binding; ATP hydrolysis activity; proton-transporting ATPase activity, rotational mechanism.